Messenger RNA from Perkinsus marinus ATCC 50983, 372 nucleotides. RefSeq lists its product as hypothetical. The coding region runs from base 1 to 372 and encodes 123 amino acids. The transcript has a single exon. The record is from RefSeq and is a predicted model, not a curated record. NCBI's taxonomy places the organism in Eukaryota, Perkinsozoa, Perkinsida, Perkinsidae.
AUGUUAUUCAAAAGGUACUUCAAGGAUGCAGCAAUUUCGAAGCCGAAAACCAAGCAUGGCAUUGAGGUCCACUACGACUCAGUCGGUACUAGUCUGUACAAUCGUAAGGAGGAGCAAGCGGCUAAAGGUACGAUGAAGAUCCUCUUCAGUUCAACUAUUGCCGUGGCUCCUUCAGGGAAGAAGGGUUCUUGGCGUGAAGACGGCUGUGUGGUUGAUUUUUCCGGCUGGUUGAGGCGGGUGGUCCCUGUGGGGCAGAUGGAAGAGGUUCUAUUAAAGGUCGACAUUGAAGGAUCUGAGUGGGGCCAAGAAACACUCUCUAUUCCGAGCCGACUAUUUCUCCUCAAGAUACGAGCUGAUGGAGCACCUCAUUGA